AUGGAUGUGUUAAGUGAAGAGACCGGGAAUGAAGAGCCGUGGGAGUUGUUGUACACCGAUGGUCUGAUGAUUAUUGCCGAAAAUGAGGAAGACCUACAGAGAAGGGUUGUAGAGUGGCAGGAGUCUGUGGAGACAGGUGGCUUAAAGAGUGAAUCUGUUUGUGGAAAGAGCACAGUUGAUGCAAUUUUUGCACUAAGGCAGACAGUAGAGAAAUAUAGAGAGAAAGAGAAGGGAUUACAUCUGUUGUUUAUUGACUUGGAAAAAGCAUAUGAUAGGGUACCUAGGCAGAAAGGUUCAGCCCUUAGCCAAUACGUGUUUGAUAUUGUGAUGGAUGUUAUAACAUCGGAAGUUAGGGAAGAGGUGCCUUGGUGUGCAGUGUUUGCUGAUGACAUUGUGCUGACUGAUCUAACAAGAGAAGGUGUCAAACUCAAGCUAGGAAGAUGGAGAGAAGAACUUGAGAGUAGAGGCUUAAAAAUUAGCAGAACAAAGACAGAAUAUAUGUGGACAGGUGGAGAGGAAUGGCAGGGAACAGUGAAACUGGGCCAAGAAGACAUAAAGAGGGUUAGCUCCUUCAAAUAUCUUGGUUCUGUUGUGAGUGAGAAUGCUUGGAUGAAUUGGAGAAAGUCAUCAGGGAUACUUUGUGACAAGAGGAUCGGUGCAAAAGUUAAAGGAAAGUUUUAUAAAAGCAUAGUUAGACCCUCCAUGCUCUAUGGGGCAGAGACUUGGCCAAUAAAGAAAGAACAAGAAAGAAGAAUGGAAGUGGCCGAGAUGAGAAUUCUUAGGUGA
Macrobrachium nipponense is the source of this 786-nucleotide messenger RNA. RefSeq lists its product as uncharacterized. The transcript is spliced from 4 exons. The record is from RefSeq and is a predicted model, not a curated record. Lineage: Eukaryota; Metazoa; Arthropoda; Malacostraca; Decapoda; Palaemonidae. The coding region runs from base 1 to 786 and encodes 261 amino acids.